Molecule: messenger RNA, 3120 nt
Organism: Moesziomyces aphidis
Lineage: Eukaryota; Fungi; Basidiomycota; Ustilaginomycetes; Ustilaginales; Ustilaginaceae
Source: the annotation of a GenBank genome assembly
AUGCCCGCCUCCACCGACAACAGCUCAGCAGCUGGCCCGAGCCGACUCUCUUCGUCGCCCAGGGCCACCUUCUACCCUUCCUGGCCAGACUCGCACGAUGAGGCAGAGUACUUCGAGGUCCCUCCAGACCACUUUCUCGCUCAGCAACGCGGUCCCCAUAAAGCCCAGCCCUCCAACCCAUCCGAGCACCCCCUCGUCCGUCAUCUUUCCGCCUCAUCCUCCACAGCCACUCGCUCUGCGUCCAUAGACGCAGCUCCCACCACCAUCUUGCCAGCACCAGAAGCACACGCCGCCUUGCUAGCCUCAUCUCAGCCGCUCGCCGAGCUCGCCUCCGCUGUUCAGUCAGGCAUCCCCGCAGCGCCAUCCUCCGUCGCUCGCCCCAAUCCGCCCCUGGACCGCCUCGCAGACGCCGUCCCGCGUCCGGCUGGCUUCUCCACCGUCGACGGCCAGAUCCCAGACACUUCCACCCUCGCAGCCGCCGACUUUGACGUCGACGUUCGUUCCGGCUUCCUCCCUCCCGAAGCACCCGUGCUCCGCCUCACCGGCCCGCACGCCGACCACUGGGAGCACGCACUCGACCAAGCCAAGCGCAUCCCACUCAUGCAGGGCGGCGGCGGCGUCACCAUCACCCCGCAACAGCGCCUCCUCGCCCGUCGCUGGCGUCGUUCCUUGCGCGACAUGCCCGUCCUGCCCCUCUCCGACGAGCUCGCCAACGACAUCCGCUUCGCACGUCGCGGACACGUCCUCCUCUCCUUCCUCGCCCACUUUUACAUCCACAGCCAGCCUCGCAAGGCCGACCACACCGUCGACACAGCCCCCGCACGCUCAUGGCUCAACAUCUUCUCGCGCAAGUCGCCAGAAGAGCUCCAAGACGACCAGGACCUCGCAGACGAACUUGCCGCCAAAUUCGCCCGUCGUGUGCCCGCCGCCAUCGCCGUGCCCUGGGUUCAGCUCUCCCAGAAGCUCGACCUGCCCCCCGUGCUCACCUACGCCACCACCGUGCUCUGGAACUGGCAAUACAUAGACCCUACCCGCGGUCUCGAGCCCGACAACCUCCGCAUCGUAGAGACCUUUACUGGCACGCCCUCCGAGCACCACUUCUUCUUCACCUCGCUCCUCAUCGAGGCGCGCGGCGUGGAGGCGCUCCAACUCAUGCGAGUCAGUCUCGACGAGGCCUUCGUUGCAGAUCGCGUCGCUCGCCGCCGCAUCGCCGCCAAUCUCAACAAGCUUGCUCUCGUCCUCCAGGAUCUUACGCGCCUCCUGCACGACGUGCGCAACGGCUGCGAUCCAAAGAUCUUCUACUGGGGCAUCAGGCCCUGGUUCGUCGGCAGCGACACCGUCGAUAAGGGCGAGGAGAUCGGCUGGCACUUUGAAGGCGUCGACCCGGAAGGCGUCAAGCGCGUCUUCUCCGGCCCAUCCGCAGGGCAGAGCACCGUGAUCCACGCCGUCGACGUCUUCCUCGAUGUCGAUCACACGCGUCGCAAGGAGCGCCUCAACCGUCCGGCUGUCACCUCCAACGGCGACGCGCGCGGUGCCGACGCCACAUUCAUGGAGAGGAUGUCGCUCUACAUGCCUGGCCACCACCGCGCCUUCCUCUCGCAUCUCCGCAGCAUCUCGUUCGAUGAUGCCGACGAUGCCGACGACGAGGAUGCUGUGGCCGAGGACGAUGCCAGUGCAGCCGGUAGCGAGGCGGAGCAGGAGCAGCCGAGGGAGAGGCCGCACCCCAUCCGCAGUCUCGCGCUCAAGGCGCAGACCGACGAGCACGACGAAGGCCUGCCCGCCGCAUACGACAAUGCGCUCACCCAGCUCAAGGCGCUGCGCGACGAGCACAUGAAGAUCGCCUAUCUCUACAUUGUGGCGCAGGCGCGCGGCUCGCCGCCGCCCGCGUAUGCGCCGCUGCCUAAGGGCUUCACUGGCGAGCCGGCCGUGGACCGCAAGCUCGCCAAGGCACGCGCCCAGAGUGACGAGGCCGAGGCGGAUGCGGCGCUCGACACGGCGUCCAACGACAACGGCGGCGGCGCAAAGGGCACUGGCGGUACCGACCUCGUCUCGUUCCUGCGCGACUGCCGUGUGAAUACGAUCGAUGCUCUCAUCAUGGCCAAGGACACCGUCGUCGCUGCUGCAACGCGCUCAGCAGACGCUUCUAGCUCAGGUCAGUCCACUCUUUCCGCCUCCAUCCCUCCCUCCAGCGCAAUCACGGGGGGAGCGGAAGGAGGGCCGGCUCGCGAUGUGCAGACCAGUGUAGCUGACGCCAACUCUGUCGGUGGUGUCUUGAUGCCGCGUGCGGAUUCGCAAAUGCAGGUGUGGGCCAUUGACAUUUCGGACGUCUCUUGGCUUGACGAGGGUGCGCUCGGGGUGGUUGUAGACGAGCUGCUUCCCGGGACAUGCAACGCAGCCGAGCGGGACAAGGUGAUGCGGUACCAUCGGCACGUCGACCGUGUGCGGUCGUUGGUCGCACGGCUGCUUCCGCGCAUGCUGCUCUCCAAACGGUUCGGCGUGGCGUGGGAGGCAGUGCGGUUCGGAGCAACGCCGCAGGGGAGGCCGUACAUUUCUGCGCCGCAACUGCCUGUGCGGGUGGACUACAAUCUGUCGCACGAUGGGCAUUGGGUUGUAAUGGCGUUCCACAUCAGCUCGCAGGGCGAGGAGGUGCGAGUGGGCGUGGAUGUCAUGGCGGUUGCCUUGCCGCGGUACGAGACGGACGUGCGCGCAUUUGUAGACACGAUGGAUAUGGCGCUCACGCGCGCUGAAACACGCUGGGUGCUGGAGCCGGAGCGGGAGGGGGAGACGCUCACUCGGCUGUAUACGCUGUGGACGUACAAGGAGGCGUACACCAAGCAGCUCGGUCUCGGGCUCGGGUUCGACUUUGCACGCAUCGAGCUUCGCUUCCCGAUGACAGGCGUGGCCUCGCUACGCGUGGAUGGAAGCGAGGUGGGUGGGUGUGGAUUUGUAGAUGUGCUUCUACCCGCGCGCGGCGGGUCGUCUUCUCAGCUGGUCGUGUGUCUGGCUCCUCACGAACCUAGCUUCCGGUCGCAGGUGGACGGGCACACGGCCGAGGGGCAGGGCUGGCUUCAGAUCGUCUCAUUUUCGCAACUCGUCAACGAGGCUCGUCGCCAGCUCUGA